Panicum virgatum (switchgrass) is the source of this 13403-nucleotide messenger RNA. Its product is annotated as chromatin structure-remodeling complex protein SYD-like. Gene Ontology annotation, biological process: positive regulation of transcription by RNA polymerase II. Gene Ontology annotation, molecular function: ATP binding; histone binding; DNA binding. Lineage: Eukaryota; Viridiplantae; Streptophyta; Magnoliopsida; Poales; Poaceae. The record is from RefSeq and is a predicted model, not a curated record. The coding region runs from base 242 to 13234 and encodes 4330 amino acids. Gene Ontology annotation, cellular component: nucleus. The transcript is spliced from 41 exons.
GAGAGAAAGCAUCACUGCAGGGGUUAGUGUGAACCUGGAAAUGGCGGAGGCGACGAACUCGAGCUCGGGCACAUAGCUCACGCGUUGCUCCCGCCACGGACGCCGCGCUUGCCGGCGAAUCUCCCGCCGCCGCCGCUGGAGACCACCAGCUAUCCCGCGCGGCGGCUCCGCGGCUCCGGCCUUCUGCCCUCCUCUGUCCCGCUAGGGUUUUCUCCGAUCCCCAAUCACAGUUAAUUCAGAAAUGGCUUCAUCACAGCAUGUUGAGAUGGAGGCUGCGAAACUUCUUCAUAAACUUAUUCAGGAGUCGAAGGACGAGCCUGCUAAACUAGCAAUGAAACUUUAUGUGAUAUGUCAACAUAUGAAGCUAAGUGGAAAGGAGCAGUCACUACCAUAUCAAGUCAUAUCGAGGGCUAUGCAGACAGUUGUAAACCAACAUGGAAUUGAUAUGGAUGCAUUGCGAUCAUCGCGAAUUCCAUUUGCUGGUGGCCCGCAGGCUGGGGAUUCUAGUGGUGCCAUGCCAAAGGACAAGGAGGUGAUAGGUAAUCAGUCUCCCAUGGUUGGAAGCGAUGCAUCCCAGAGUAGCGGGCAAGCUGGAUUAUGGCAGUUUCCAUCAGGUUCAACAGAUAUGACAAGGCAUGGGGCAUCUAUUUCGGCGAGGGUACCCACAGGGCCAAAUAGGGGUGAUUUUUCAGCAGCUGAUAUUCAUCAAGGCUCUAUGUCACAAAAGAGUGGUAGGUCCUCUGGCGUUGAAAGCCCUGCAAGUCUGCAGAUGGAGGACACCAGAUCUAUGAAUUCACAUGAUUCUUUGAAAUCUGAUGAGAAAACAAGUAAGAAAACCUCUUCUAAGAGAAAAAGGAUGGAUUCAAAAGGAGCUGGAGAUUUGCAUUGUGAAGACAACUCAAAGUCAGAUGCUAUCUCCACUGGACAAAAUACCAGAAAGGGGAAACAAGUUGGCAAAGCUGGUAGGCAAGGUCAGCCUUCCAUGGGGAUGGAGCAUGAGCAACCACGUUCACUGCAAGCCGGUACUGCUCUGGUGCCACCGUCACAUGGUGGUGCACCUUUUAUCAGGGCUCACCAGGAAAAUGCAUUGACUUCUUCUGGGAGGACUAUUGACAAGACUAAACCAUCAAAUCCAUUCACAAUGGCUCAAAUUCCAAAUUUUCCUGAAGGACUGGCUUCUAGUGGUGUCCCUAUUGACUUGCAGAAAAGUAUACAGGGCGGAGCAAAUUUAUUUAAUGCUGGUUUUGGCUGGAACCAAAAUCCACAAGUUUCAAUUAUGAAGAAUGCUCAAGGGUCUAUUCCCAAUUUAAUGAGUUCUGGAGUUAAUGUCGAAGGGAAAGUUAAUGUAGGGGCACAGGGAGCUUUUAACUCUACUUCUGCACCACAAAUGGGAAUUCCCACCGUUCCUCCUUACAAUUCCUCAUCCUUUGGAGGUAGCUCACAUUUUCUGGACAAAGGCAAGGAAUUGGCUUCUGGCAGUACUGGCACUGAACUUCAUUCAAUAGCUAAAGUUACAUCUCUGCCUGGGAUUUCUCAUGGAAGUCCCAUGCAAGAAAGGCAAGGUAUUAUCAGAGCACCACAGAGAGCUGAGGCAUCUUUGCAAGAAGGCAGACCGUCUGCACUUCCGAAUAGAAAUACUGGGUCAAGUCCAAUGUCUCACACCUCUUCCAACAUACCAUUCAAAGAACAGCAGCUGAAGCAGCUCAGAGCACAGUGCUUAGUAUUUCUUGCAUUUAGAAAUAAUUUGCAGCCCAGGAAGGUGCAUCUUGAAAUUGCCUUGGGUAGAGGGCCUCCUGCAGAAAGUGACAGUGCAGGUCAGAGGGGCAGCGAGAGCAGAUUGGCUGAUGGUUUGGGAAAGGAAAAUGGCAGCAGUCGGGAGAACUCUGGUGUUUUUUGUAGGCAAAGUGAUAUCUCUAGACUUCCAUCCACCUCUGCAGGAAGUAUUGCAGAAGUUGAUUCCUUUCCGAAGGACCCAGAAAAUACCACAAAGAAGAUCAAGGUAGCUGAACAGGAUAAGUCGUUGAUGGAAGUAGAAAAUUUGCAGCAAGCUUCUGUUAUGCAGGGAACUAGUUCUGAAAUGCGUUCCCUGGAAAUGGCAUCUCCCAUUCCAUCUGGACUACAGCAGUCGUACUUUCAGGGAGAUACGAGAAGAGUCACUCCUGAUAUCCAAAGAACUGAUGCUGAAAAUUUGAACCGGAAUUUGAGUUGGCGAGGCCUGGGACCUACUGCUUUGGGUGGUAAUAGACAACAUCUAAAUCAGGAAACUAAAGAAUUGCUUGCACCUUCGAAGCUACACCAUAUGCCUGUUGAUGGUUACAACUCCAAUAUGCCUGGAAUAGAUCAGACUCCAGAGACUGUUGGAGUUGGUGAUGAUGUCGAAAAUGGUAGCCACGCAGCAGAGAUUGUGCCUGAGCAGGCUGCUGAUGGAGAAGAGGAUCUUUCGGAGCUUGAUGAUUUACCGUCAUCUCCUCCAAAGCACACAAUGACGGAAAAAUGGAUCUUGGAUUACCAGAAGAGAAUGUACAAUGAAAAACAAAAAAGGACAUUGGAGCUGCAUAAAUUGCACAGCAGAAUGUCAGCAUCCUAUGAGAAGCUAAAGGAAAGCGUUAAUUCAUCUGAAGAUUUCUCCGCAAAGACAAAAAGUGUUAUUGAAGUGAAAAAACUUCAACUUCUGCCACUUCAGCGCCGUGUACGCAGUGAAUUUUUGUUAGAUUUUUUCAAGCCCAUUACAGCUGACUUGGAGCGCAUAAAAGCAGUGAAGAAACAUAGGCAUGGAAGGCGUGCGAAACAGCUUGAAAAAAUUGAACAGAAAAUGAAGGAAGAAAGGCAAAAGAGAAUCCGUGAGAGACAGAAGGAGUUCUUUGCUGAUAUAGAGGCUCAUAGAGAGAAACUUGAGGACAGCUUCAAGGUUAAGAGAGAACGCCUGAAGGGUUUCAAUCGAUACAUAAAAGAAUUUCACAAGAGAAAAGAACGAAUUCAUCGGGAGAAACUGGAUAGGAUCCAACGAGAGAAAAUCAAUCUUCUUAAGAACAAUGAUGUUGAGGGAUAUCUUAGGAUGGUCCAGGAUGCAAAAUCUGACCGAGUUAAGCAACUAUUGCGAGAGACUGAGAAAUAUCUACAGAAACUUGGGAACAAAUUGCAGAAUGCAAAGUCCACAGAUGGACGUGCUUCUUACGUUUCUGAUAAGAGUGACCUUGCAAACGACAUCGAAGAUGAGAGCUACCAGCCACAGCAUUAUCUGGAAAGUAACGAAAAGUACUAUCAACUGGCCCACAGUGUUAAGGAGACUGUGAAUGAUCAGCCAUCUUAUCUUCAGGGUGGAAAAUUGAGAGAGUACCAGAUGAACGGUUUGCGUUGGCUGGUUUCAUUGUACAAUAACAAUUUGAAUGGAAUACUAGCAGAUGAGAUGGGUCUUGGUAAAACAGUACAAGUAAUCUCUCUGCUAUGCUACCUUAUGGAAACAAAAAAUGACCGGGGACCUUUUCUUGUGGUUGUACCAUCAUCUGUUCUUCCUGGAUGGGAAUCUGAGCUCAGCUUCUGGGCACCUAGUAUAAAUAAAAUUGCUUAUGCUGGUCCUCCAGAAGAAAGGCGCAGAAUGUUCAAAGAGAUGAUUGUUCAUCAAAAGUUUAAUGUUCUUUUGACAACAUACGAGUACUUGAUGAACAAGCAUGAUAGGCCGAAACUAAGCAAAAUACAGUGGCAUUAUAUAAUAAUUGAUGAAGGGCAUCGUAUAAAGAACGCUUCUUGUAAGCUCAAUGCUGAUUUGAAGCUUUAUCGGAGCUCUCAUCGGCUAUUGCUGACAGGAACUCCUCUGCAGAACAAUCUCGAGGAGCUGUGGGCACUUUUAAAUUUCCUUUUGCCCAAUAUAUUUAAUUCAUCAGAGGACUUUUCUCAGUGGUUUAACAAACCAUUUGAAAGUAAUGGUGAUAAUUCACCUGAUGAGGCUUUACUUUCAGAGGAGGAAAACUUGCUGAUCAUAAAUCGUCUUCACCAGGUUCUUCGGCCCUUUGUACUCCGAAGACUUAAGCAUAAGGUUGAAAAUGAGCUGCCAGAGAAGAUUGAAAGGCUUGUAAGAUGUGAGGCAUCUGCUUAUCAGAAACUUCUUAUGACAAGGGUGGAAGAAAAUCUGGGUGGAAUUGGAGCUGUUAAGGUUCGCUCUGUGCACAAUUCCGUCAUGGAACUGAGAAACAUAUGCAACCAUCCUUACCUGAGCCAUCUUCAUGUUGAAGAGAUUGAGGGCUAUCUACCUAAACAUUACCUGCCAUCUAUUGUGAGGCUCUGUGGAAAACUUGAGAUGUUCGACAGACUGCUACCGAAACUCAAAGCAACUGACCAUAGGGUUCUUCUUUUUUCUACAAUGACAAGAUUGCUUGAUGUAAUGGAGGAUUACCUGGUUUGGAAGAAGUAUAAGUACCUUAGGUUGGAUGGGCACACUUCUGGCCAUGAAAGAGGAGCUCUUAUUGAUAAAUUUAAUGACCCUAAUUCUCAAGCAUUCAUUUUUCUUCUUAGUAUACGAGCUGGAGGUGUUGGUGUCAAUCUCCAAGCAGCUGAUACUGUUAUCAUAUUUGAUACUGAUUGGAAUCCUCAGGUUGACCAGCAAGCACAGGCUAGGGCCCACAGGAUUGGUCAGAAGAAGGAGGUUCUUGUUUUACGUUUAGAAACGGUCCGGACUGUUGAAGAGCAAGUCAGGGCUUCAGCAGAACACAAAUUAGGUGUUGCUAAUCAAAGUAUAACUGCUGGUUUUUUUGACAAUAACACAAGUGCUGAAGAUCGAAGGGAGUAUCUUGAAUCACUACUACGUGAGUGUAAGAAGGAAGAAGCAGCUCCAGUGUUAGACGAUGAUGCUCUGAAUGAUAUUCUUGCUCGGAGUGAAGCUGAGAUUGAUGUAUUUGAAUCUAUUGACAAGCAAAGGAGAGAAGAAGAAAUGGCGGCUUGGCAAAAGGUGGUUCAGGAUGGUUCUACUAGUGGGCUAGACCCUGAAGUAUUGCCUUCUCGUCUUGUAACUGAUGAUGAUCUCAAGCCCUUCUGCCAUGCUAUGAAGCUUUACGAGCCAUCAAAUGUGAAAAGUGUAAAGGUGAAUGUGAGGAAGAAGGGUGAAAUUGGAGGCCUUGAUACACAGCAUUAUGGAAGGGGUAAACGAGCUCGUGAGGUUCGCUCUUAUGAGGACCAAUGGACCGAAGAAGAAUUUGAAAAACUUUGUCAAGCUGAUUCUCCCGACUCACCCCAACCUGGUGGUAUGUCGAAGGAUUUAGAUAUUCCUAAAAGCAUUAAGCCUGAAAUUCUUGCGGACAGUUCAAAAGAACCAGAGCAAAUGAGGAAAGAGGCAUCCCCAACUGUUGGGGACUCCCCACCAGCGAAACGGCGGAGAGGUAGACCUAAAAGGUCGGAUAUUUUCUUAUCUCCUACUACAGCUCCAACUGAUGCUGUCAAACAUGAGACUGGAACCACACAGGAUGGUAGUUCAGCUACACCAGCAAGUACCAUCCAUUCUGAUGCACCAGCUACUCCAAUCCAUUCUGAUGCACCAGAUGUUAACGUGCAUUCUAUUUCGCCAGCUGAUGUUAACAAACAAGAGUUUGGUACUGAGACUAAGCCUUCUGGUUCUGUCACUGUUCUGGAAGGGCCUGUAGAAAAGGAAAUUGGUUCAUCAAUACAGAGUGUUCAUAAUGUAGCAGCUACUCCAGCACCUCAUCAACCAGCUAGAGGCAGGAAAGUCCAAGCAGGAGAAACACCUCGCAGACGAGGCCGAAAACCAAAAUCUCUAACGCCAUCUGGUCUAGAUGAUGUUAGCCUUAACCCAACUGUUUCAGCUGGUAGUGGAGUGGCAGACACUAGUUGUGUUUCUUCAUAUACUCAACUGAAUACUUUCCCAUCACAAGGGAGUGCUGUGGCAGUGGCAGGAAUCCAGAGGGAUUUGGUCGCAGUUAAACUGGAUACAUCGUUACCAGAUAGCGGUAAGCAUAUUUCUCCUGUUCACGAAGGAGAUAAAGGUGCGACCAUUUCAACAACUGUGGCAAAAGAUAUUUGUACUGGAACUGUGACAUCAGACAAUACUAUGACGCUGGCACCAAAUACUCAUAAUGAAAAUGUUGGAUUGCUUCAAGUGGCACCUGCACCUACUAUGCCUGUGGUUUCAGAAGGAUUGGUGGAAACAUCACAUGUUGCGGUGGUGGAUAAGCCUGUUGAAAAGCAAUCUGCUUCACGUCGCCGCAGAAAGAAAACAUCUGGUAGUGAGGAUUCUGGGGUCAGCACUAGACAAAGAUCAGCUAUGAAGAAAUCGUAUUACACUGUUAACAUUGAUGAAGUUGCUUCUGGUAUGACCCAAAGUGAGAAAUCAGGAAUAAUGAAGGAAAGAGAUGGCAGUUCACUUCAAAAUACUUCUAAUGAUGUGCCAAAUAUUAACUUACCAUUGCCUGAGAAGUCUGGGUACGAUUCUCAACCAAGCACACCUAUAGCGGUCCCAAUCAAUGAAGCUACACUACCUAGUGCUUAUAAUGAUACCUGUGCUACUCAUUCUGAAAUUAUACUUGCCACAUCUGCCAAUCCUCCUGUUGUUGAUAAACCGGUUGAUUUGCACCUUGAUGCGCCUGUUCCUGUUACUUCCCAAAAUCAAGGACAACUCAAGACAGGGGAGGACCGUGUGGCAAUGUGCUCUGAAGCCACUGCUAUUAAGGAUGCCACUGUGGUACCAUCUGAGGUUGACAGCGCUCCUCCAAAUAAAGCACCAGGCAGGAGGAGAAAAGGGUCGGCUCGGGAACCACGGAGCAGAAGUAAUUCUGCAACAGCUACAAGUGAACGAUGCACCCGACUUACUGGAUUGAAGCAGGCGGAGGACAUAAAAAAGUUAGAGAUAUCAGCGAGGCCAAUCACAACAGUCGAGCAACUGGGAGCUGACUCUUUAAGAGCUGAGGUUACCACCGCUUCAAUUUGUGAAGCAGAGAAGAAUCCUGGGAGUCAUGUGUCAUCUGACAUUUCAAUUCUGAUGGGGAGUCAUGUGUCAGGGGCAUCAGUUACUGAAGAGACAACUGCCACGAUGAUGACGCAAACUCCUGCAGUGGUUAAAUCAGAAGAAAGAAAACUUCCAGGUGAUUUACAAGGUUCUGAUUUUGAUAGUUCAGUACCACAAACGAAGCUGGUUUCAGCUGUGGAACCAGCACCUGCAAUUGCUGAACACAUGCAAGGUACUGAAGUUAAUAGUUCAGAACAGACAAAAGUGGUUUCAGCUGCUGAAUCAGCACCUGAUGAACAUGUGCAAGGUAUACAGGUUGAUAGCUCAGAACAACCAACGAAGACAUUCUCAGCUGCGGAAUCAGCGCUUUCAAAUAAUGAAGAACAUGCAGCGCAUGGAAUGCAUCUUAAGGCUGCUGAUGUUAAUAUGCUUACCUGUAGUACAGCAACAGACAUAUUGCAGGAUAAAAUUGAUAGCAGUGCUGCUUGCCACUCAGAUGCACCGUGUACAGAUGAAAUUGCAAGGCAGUCUGAUUCAUCACUACUAGAUGUUAAAGCUCCUCAUGAUGCCUCAGCUAAAUACACUCCUGGCUCCACCAAAGAUGAUGUCUUGCACAGUGAAGGCACUGAUGUUGUUGUCACUGUUUCUAAGCAAGACGACGUGAAAAUUGAUGACACGCAAGCUGAUGAUAUUUCUAGGGGUUCGCCUGCUACUUCACAAUCAAUUAAGUCAGAUCAGCCUCCAGAUCAAGUUGAGGGUUCGGAGAAUAGGAAGGAACAGGUGAAACUGGAAGAAACAUUGAAUAAGAGUUCUGGUGAAGAUCAAGCUCAUAAUCAGGGCAAUGAAACUUCUCAUAAUGCAACAUUAUUAACAAACUCUCCUUCAGAAUACUUGAAUGAGAGUUGUUCUGCUCAGGUAUAUGGUGACACAUUUAAAAGUAAAGAAAAUAUUGUUGAAGUUCAUGCUACCAUGAAUAUUGAUGUCCCUGAGGAAUCUCUGGAUGCUUCAUCCGCACAAUCUCAGAAAGAGGCCAGCAUGACAGACGGUGUAUCUACUGAUGGUGAUACAUUUGAAACUAAAAUAACUCCUGUUGAAACCCAUGCUGCCAUGAAUACUGAUGGUCCUGAGAAAGCCCACGAUCAAUCUGAUAAAGAGUCCAGCAUGGCAGAAGUUAGUGUCUCUACCGAUAGACAUAGUAGUCCCACAGUUUGCAAAGCACAUAAUGAUCUUGAGGGCCAGGUAUCUUGUGAAGAAAUCUUGGUUAGGGCUGGUGGUGACAACCGAACCCAUAGCAAUACAAAUGAUGUUUCUAAUGGUGAAAAAGAGGACGCCAUUGUUAGUCCUGUUGACGCCACAAGAGAACCAAUAGAAGAAAGUGCCAUUAAUGUUUCAGAAGAUUCUAGUAUGAAUAAGCAAAGCUGCACCUUGCAUUUUGGAAAUGAUCCCCCUGUAAAUACACCAGUGACAGUUGAGUCUAAGAAAGUUAUUGGUGAUGCUGAAAUUGUUUGUGCUGGCGGGUUAGAAUCUUCUGGUACUGAGACUGAAACAGUGGGUAUCAAUGAGAUCUCUAUUGCUGAUCUUGAGAGAACCAAAAAACCAGGGGAUUUGGACGAAAAAACUGGCAGUCCGCUCUGUGGUGAUGUUCUAGGUACAUCACAUUCCAUGAUAGGUGUUGUGUGUGAAAAAGCCCCUACUGAAGAUCUGACUGCAGGUAGCCAUUCAGAAGCACCUAGUUCCCUUGUUGCUCUAGAACCAGCUCAAGAAACUACUGUUGCAAACACAGUAGUAUUUAUGGACGCCUGCAACACAGAACCUGAUGGUGAUUCUACUAUUGCUGAAGGAGCAAAACAUACUGUAGAAAUGGUUCAUUCGGCAGAAGAGCAAUCUGCUGCAUCUGAACAUGCUGAGACACAGGAAAAGGCAACUGUGAUUUGUGGUCCAAUGUUAAAUGAAUCUGAGACUGCAGGGUUGGAAGAUGACUGCUCAUUACUGAAGCAUAGUGGUCGUACUGCCUCAUCUGAGCUUCUUGUUGUAACAUCCAAUCCAAUCAGUGAAACUUCUGAUAUUCAAGUGGAAUCGGAGGCAACAAAAUCAGAAGGGUACUGCGCAGCAGAGAAUGGCAUUGGUAAAUCUGAAACUAUCAUGGAAUCGGAACCAACUAAAGAAACUGCUGUUCCUAUGCAAGAGGAUGUUACAGAAGCUAACGAUACUAUUGCUACAUACAAAGCAUGCGAUGAUUCUGAGAAUCAUGCAUUUGGGGAAGCGUCUAUGGAAAUGCAAUCAGAGAUCAAGGCAGCAUCUUCUAUUCAGUCUGGUGCAGAAAAUGUAAUAAAACAGGCUCCUGCGCUGUCUGAUGGAAUGGAACAAACCAAUAUGGCUUCAGCUUCAGAACUAGGACCUGAAAAUGAUAAAUAUAUGCAAGGCACUGAAGUUAAUAGUUCAGACCAACAACCGAAGAUGUUCUCACCUGCUAGUGAUGAACAUGUGCAAGAUGUUAUGGUUCACAUUUCCAAACAACAAACAGAGAUGGUUUCAGAUGCAGAGAUUGGCACAUUGUGCAUCCAGGAGGCUGCUAUUGUUGAUCAUGACAAAAUAAGAGAAACAGUUGAUCCACAUGACAUAAGAACACAGGCUUCUGCAUUAUCUGGAAGUGGCUUGCUUGCUGUCGAGGCACAUGGUUCAGAACAAAAAAUAGUAUCUUCACCAGGCGAAGAGAUUAAUAGUUCAGAACAACAAACAAAAAUUGAUUCGGUUGCAGAGAUUCAAUCAGCAGACGUCAUGGAUACUGCCAUUGCUGAUCAUGAGGAAACAGGUGAUCAGAGUGGCGUAAGUACACAUGCUCCUCUAUCAAUUGAAUCUGAAGAAAAAGGAUCAUCUGGAAUUGAUUUGCAUGGAUGCAACAUGCAUGAAGUGCAUCAGGCAACUGGUGAUGGUGCUAUAUUAUCAUCUGGUGGAGAACAGGACAUUUUGCGAGAUAACAUGGGUAAUGAUGGUGGUGUGGAGCUACCAGCUUGUCAAAGAAAAACAGAUUUUGAGGGUGACAAGGAUUAUUCUACUGAUCCUUCUGCAACGACCCUGGUGAUGGCUGAAUCUUGUAAAGAUACGAGUGAUGCAGAAAUUGUUUCUGCUGGCAAUAUAGAAUCUUCUGGUGGCGGUGAUAUUGAAACAGUUGGUAUCCAGGAGGCUACUGAUUUUGCCGAUCAUGGUAUUGAGGCUCAUGGUUCAGAACAAAUGAAGAAGGUUUCAGUUGCACAAGCGGCAUCUACUCUGGCUUUAGUAGGAUAUUCUUCUUCAGAAGACUCAAUGUUGGAUGAUUCUACCCGAGCAGCUGAUGGUGGCGAUUCUUUGGAUAGUAAAGGAGCUGGUGUUGAUGGCCAAGAAACUACAUCAACUCAAAUCACUUCAACUCUUCCAGAGAAUACGGACAUGGAUUGGCAAAGCUGCCCCUUGCAAUCUGGGAAUGAUUCUCCUGCAACUGCUGCAGCGGUGUUUGAAUCUGAUAAAGAUACUGGCGAUGCUGGAGCUGCUUGCGUUGGCAAGACAGAAUCUUCUACUGGAGUUGGGAUUGAAAUUAUGGGUGUCCACACAACUUCCAUUGCUGAUCAGCAAGAAACAGUGGGAACAGGUGAUCUCAACAAGGAAAAUGGCAGUUUGCAACUUGGUGAUGGCUGUGGUACAUCAUGUUCCACAUUAGUUAUUGCGUGUGACAAAGCACCUAGUGGAGAAGAGGUUAUUGCGGUUAGCCAUUCAGAAGUGUCCAUUUCAGUUGGACUAGCUGCUGCACAAUCAACUCAAGAAGCUACCGUUUCAGAGGAAACUGUUAUCUAUGAAAAAGCAACUAGUGGAGAAGACCUUAUCGUAGGUAGCUGUUCAGGUGCGCCCACAUCAGUGGUACUAGUUGGUAGUGAAUCAACUCAAGAAACUAUGUCGAACCAAGAACAAAUUAUAGAUGCUGUGGGUUCUAAGCAUGAAAGCAAGACUGAAGAUGUUAAAGCUUCUGAAGAGCAACCACUAUUUCAACGUGUUGAUUCACAUGCAAAGACAACUGAGAUCUGUUGUCAUAUGCUGGAGGAAUCCAUAGAAAACUUGAUAAAUGAUGUCUCAGCACCUAAGGAUGGUAGCCAUACUGCCUUGUCUGAGCGAGUUGCAGAACCCAAGCCAAUUGAUGAAACUUCUGUUAUGCAAGUGGAACUGACAACGAGUACAGGGGAUGAAUGUGCAGCAGAGGAUCACAAUGUUGCUUCAUCUGAAACUGUUAUGGAAUUGCAGCCCGUUCAAGAAAUUGUUGUUCCUAUGCAAGAGGAUGGUAAAGAAGCUAAUGAUGCUGAUAUUGCUCGUGAAGAAUGCAAAGAUCUUGAGGGUCAUGCAUCCGGUGAUGUGUCAAUGGCAGUAGAAUCAGAAAUUGUUGCUAGGCAAGGGGAUGUCACAGAAGUUAAUGAUACUACUAUCAUCAGCGAAGUAUGCAAAGGUACCGAGUCUCAUGUAUCUGGUGAAGUACGAAUUCCAGUAGAGUCAUUGUCAUUCAAGGUGGAACUGCCGAAUGAAACAGAUGACUUUCAAGGCCCGAAUCAAUGGAUGCAACUCGAUGAGCAUGAGGUGCGAGAUUCGACUAUAGUGGGAGCUGAGGUAUUAAACACCGAGUCUACACCUGGGGGUGCAAUUGCAAAUUCUGGUGGUGCUGACACUGAACAGAAAUUGCCACCUUCAUCUGGUGAGGCCAUGGCAGGCACAUCUAGUGAGCCACCCAACCAAGAGGCUCAGGAGACUUCAAGCUCUGACCCUUCAGGAAAUGAUGAAAUUGCAAAGAUAGAAGAGGAGGGACUGCUAAACUGCCAAACUGCUCAAGGUGGUGAAAAUGUAAAACUUGGUGAAGCCGACACUGAAGUGCAAUUGCCACCUUCAUCUGUUGAGGCCACGGUUGGCAUAUGUAGUGAGCCACCCAGCCAUGAGGUGAAGGAGGCUCCAAGCAGUGAUCCAUCAGGGAGUAAUGAAAAUGUCGAGAUGGAAAAUGCUGAUGCUGCUCAGGGACUGCUGAACACCGAACCUGCUCCUGGUGGUGAAAAUGCAAAGCUUGGUGAAGCUGACACUGAAGUGCAAUUGCCACCUUCAUCAGUUGAGGAGGCCAUGGUAGAGAUAUGUAGUGAGACACCCAGCCAUGAGGUGAAGGAGGCUCCAAGCAGUGAUCCAUCAGGGAGUAAUGAAAAUGUCGAGAUGGAAAAAGCUGCUGCUGCUCAGGUACUGAUAAACACUGAACCUGCUCCUGGUGGUGAAAAUGUGAAGCAUGGUGAAGCUGACACUGAAGUGCAAUUGCCACCUUCAUCUGUUGAGACCAUGGUAGACAUAUGUAGCGAGCCACCCAGCCAUGAGGUGAAGGAGGCUCCAAGCAGUGAUCCACAUCCAUCAGUGAGUAAUGAAAAUGUUGAGACAAAAAAUGCUGCUGUUGUUGCUGCUCAGGUACUGCUAAACCCCGAACCUGCUCCUGGUUGUGAAAAUGCAAAGCAUGGCGAUGCUGACACUGAACAGCAAUUGCCACCUUCCUCUGGUGAGCCGAUGGUAGACAUGUCUCGUGAGCUACCAAGCCAAGAAGUAAAGGAGGCUCCAAGCAUCAACACUUUGGGAAAUGAUGGAGAUGCGAAGAUGGAAGAGGCCCCUGCUGCUCAGGGACCACUAAACAGGGAAACUGCUUAUGGUGUUGAAAAUGCAAAACUCGUUGAAGCUGGCAUGGAGUUGCAAUUGCCACCUUCAUCUGGUGAGGCAAUGGUAGAGAUAUCUAGUGAGCCACUCAACCAUGAUGCCGGCCGUGAAUCUUCAAGACUUGCUGGAGCUGAUACGGAACUGCAGUCGCCACCAUCUGGUGAGGCUAUGGUAGAUACAUGUAGUGAGCCACCCAGCUCCCAAGAGGUAAAUGAGGCUCCAAGCAGUGAUGCGUCGGGAAAUGAUGAAAAUUCAAAGACGGAAAAGACUGACGCUGCUGUGCAGGGACUUCUAAACACCGAACCUGCUCUUAGUGGCAAAAAUACAGAACUCUAUGAAGCUGACACAGAAAAGCAAACGAUUCCAGUGUCCGCAGAGGUUAUGGUAGAAUCAUCUAGUGAGCCUCCCAGCCAAGAGGGAAGGGAAGCUCCGACCACUGACCUGUCGGGGGAUGAUGAAAAAGCUAAGUCGGCGAGGGCAGCAGUUGUUGCGGAACUUUUUGGAGAUGCAACAGAAGGCGGAUCAGAUCAGCCAUUGCUGUCUCCUAGAAGUCAAGGCGAGGAUGCAGAUGCUGAUGGAGGUGUAGAGUAAAUUAUGCAAAUAUUGUACUAAGAACUACUAGAAUCCGUGUAAGUAAGAACUGCCAUUGGAGCUUUAGUUGUGAGUUGUAACCCGUGGAAGCUUUUACUGAAAUUAAUGCUAGUUUACGUGGUGCGGAGAUUACAGCAGCAGUGGCGCAUGACAGUUCAUUGUUUUCAAA